Messenger RNA from Corythoichthys intestinalis (scribbled pipefish), 4642 nucleotides. RefSeq names its product interleukin-31 receptor subunit alpha-like. The record is from RefSeq and is a predicted model, not a curated record. NCBI's taxonomy places the organism in Eukaryota, Metazoa, Chordata, Actinopteri, Syngnathiformes, Syngnathidae. The transcript has 16 exons. Gene Ontology annotation, molecular function: protein binding. The coding region runs from base 628 to 2982 and encodes 784 amino acids.
UGCACAAUUGCUGGUUGACUAAAUACUUAUUUGCCCCACUGUAUGAAUCGAAUGAUCCAAAGGACAAAAAGCAUCUCUUGCUGAACAUCACUCUUUGGUAGUAGGACAUACUGUAUGGAGCAAGAUCAGCAUUGUUGAUACUCUCCCGUGUAGUGGCUCUCUUGCAAAAAUGACUGCAGAAGCACAGCACCGAGAAUAUUAAUGGGACGUUAUGGCACUUUGCUAUGCAUUGACUGCAUACACUUUAUUGUAAUAUAAUACCUCAUCAGAUAAUAUGCUUGUAGUAUUAUUUCUGCUAAUAUCCUGUUGCGAGAGAACAGUCUAUGCCAUCAAGAUAUUUGAAGUGAUUAUACCAUAUGACUCUCAAGCAUUCACUAAUGCAUUUAAUGCAAAGAAUAGGUUUCUCAUGUGUUACUCUGGGAGUGAAAGAGAGAGAGGAUACACUUAUAAAGGGACUUCCUGUUGUCUUGCCAUGCCUCCAGUUGAGUAAUACUUUCUUUCUGUUUGCUUCAUUUCCUUUCUCUUUCUUGCAGAUGAUCGAAAUGGGAACACAUGGGAAAAUGGCUCGCAAAAUGAUUGAAACUGAUCAUUCUCAACUUUGAAUGUGCUUUGGCUAUUUACUAGAUAAUGUAUUUUUUUCUGUUUUUACUGCUUCUGAUAGUCACUUGUACUACCUCCAUUGAAGGGCAGAAAAAGAACUGCAAUGUCUCUCCAAAAGAUUUAUACAUCCUGGAGGGAUCGGAUACUCAGAUAUUGUGUGAAAGCUUUUGUGUCGACGGGAGAGUGUACUGGAUGCUGAACAACAAAACUGUGAAUGAAAGCUGGUCGAGCUCUGUAAAUUCCACACAUCACAUUCUGUCGCUAAAGAACUUCACCCUGAGCAAUGCAACAGUGGUAUGCCACCACACCGAUACCAAGGGUGUACUCGGAGGCACCAUUGUCAGGACAUAUGCAAAACCCACUGUUGUUGAUUGCAUCUGGCACUACAAAAAUGGAUCCUUUUCAGGUGUACCUCAGCUUUUCACAUGCACUUGGGAACAUGAAGUCUCACAGAAAAUCAACUACACUUUAUUUGUUAUCUCUUGGUAUAACACUUCCCUGCAAGAAAUGUGUAGCUCAGAAAUUGCAAAAACAUGCACAGCUGUCGGGUCGAAACAUGUAACACUGGCGGGCAACUACAGUGUUACCGUGAGAGCAAAGGCCAAACACUGGGAGAUUGAUUCCGACCCUUAUAAAUUUUACCCUCGUGACAUAUUACAAAUAUCACCUCCAAAAUUAAAGCUACAUUCCUUCACUACUCAUCUGUUGGCUGAGUGUACCGUGUCCAUUCCCUCAAAGAAAUACUAUUGUCAAGUCAAAUACAGCAAGGUUGGAGAUGAAAGACAAUCUGAGGUUCUCAAUAAGACUUUAGAAGCUAGUGGGAAAGGAAACAUUUCCAUUGAAAACAUAGAGUCUUGCAUUUAUUACAAAGUUUCAGCCCGCUGCGCUUGGGACAAAGCUCCUUGGAGUAAAUGGAGCCGAGCGCAAACCAUUUUGAGUCAACUAAACAAGAGUAAUGUGAAGACACAUCUGUGGAGAAAGGUAACAGAACCAGAAAAAAACGGCACAAGAAAAGUUUACGCCAUGUGGACGGUAGGAAAGAUUCGAAUACAAGAGAUUCCAUCAGCGUGCCAUGGCACAUUUACAUAUUUUAUCCGAGACACUGUCUCACAGGACAAUGGGAUUCAAGUAGAUUAUAAUCAUCAUUCAUGUGGGAAUUCAAUUUGUACAUUUAAUGUGAAUGAAGAGGCACACAGAUUAAAACUCAUCGUCUUCCAUAAUGAAGAGAUGCUGUCAGAGGACUCUGUUUAUGUUCCGGCUGUUGAAGAAACCGGCCUCCCUCAAGUUUCAAACAUGCAAACUUCAACCAUACAAGGUGUUAUAUCACUGUGCUGGGAUGCUCCUUCUCCGCUUGUCAGGGGUUACAUGAUUGACUGGACCCAUGAUGGCUAUGAGUACUACUGGAAGGAAAGUAAUUGCACCAGCACAACACUUGAGGGUCUUCUGGAUAAAGUGGCCUACAAUAUCACAGUCACGCCGCUGUUUGAGGACAAGACAGGCCUUGGCACACAGGUUGUGCAGAUCUGCACUGCAAUAGCAGCUCCAGCAAAUUUUUCCACAAUCACGGUUGAGGUGACUGACAAAACAGCUUCUGUGAGGUGGAUGAUGCAGCACCAGGAUUUAUGCAGCGAGAAUAUUGUCCGCUACAUAGUUUUCUAUGGAACAGGGCAGGGACCACAGCUCAAUAUCACAGUUAAUAGUACAAAUAAAGAAGUUCUUCUGAAGAACCUGAUUCCUUACACCCAUUACAACAUGUAUAUCAAGGCUGUAGCGCAAACUGGAGCGAGUGAAAGCGACGUGAGGUACUUUAGCACAAAAAGCCUUGAUCCGAAGCUGGUCAUAAAACUUUUGAUCAUUGGAAGCAUCACUAUAUUCCUUGUGUUAUCUACAGUAAUAUGCUGUGCUGUGCAGUAUAGGAAAUUCCUAGAGAACCCUCUUCCGGAUCCUGGCCUCAGUUCUGUUGCCCUGUGGCCAUCAGGAACCCACCAAAAGGGGAUGUUUCCCUUCCGUCUAUUCAACUAUCCAUCAGAAAGCCUCUGCGCACGCGUGUACUUAGAAGAUUCCCGGACAACUUCCUCUCCUGAUGUCUGCCAGGAGGAAUACAGUGGCCUUGGUUUUGCUUCAAAGUCUAAUAUACCUAAAGAGAGACCAGAUGACCCCGAAGAAGCAUUCACUCAGUCUUCUUCCAGAGAAUGCACAGAGCUGCUCGCUAAUGGUAGCGGUCAAUUAAGCCCCUACCGAAGCCAGGGUUCUGUGGAAAGCCCCACCCAAAGUUAUGGGAAAGAAUCUAAGUGUCUGCUUCCAGUGAACCAUCAGCAAUUGACAGCAUCACUAGCUAUGUACGUUACUGUUGACAUAUUUGAGCAAGACCAGUGUAGGUGAGAAAGAUGGAAACAUCCCGUAAUACACAGUACAUUUAAGUUACUGUAAUUUUCGGACUAUAAGCUGCUACUUGUUCCCCUCAUUUUGAAUCUUGCAGCCAAGUUGUUGAUGUUUUUGGCUUAAUAGUUAACACUCUAUUUGACAGCACCGUCAUAAGACUGCCAUAAAACUGUCAUAAUUAUGACAUUAUCAUGGGCAUUGAUGAAUGAUAAUGACAGAUGUCAUUGAGUGUCAUCUGCCAAAUUAUGUCACUAACUCCAUUUAUGUCCAGCUCGGAUCUUUUACAUCCAUUCAAAAGGGAGAUAAUGACACAAUAAUUAUGAUGGUCUUAUGAAAGUCUUAUGGCGCCACUGUCCAGUGUGUUACCAAAAUACCAUAACUAGCAAUUAAUGAAACAACUGGAACAGUAACUGAAGAAAUGAUUAGCACAGAACAUGAAUUUUGAUUGUUAUAUACAUUUGCAGCACUCUGAUGCAUGCUAGCCGGCAUGUUGGAUGAAAAUAGUGUUGACAACAGGUGGCAGCAGAGGUUCACUGUCUCCCCCAAGGGAGCAGUGAUGCCCAGAUGAAGUGUUUUUAAAGCAAUGAAGCUUUGCAGCCAAUUUGUUCAAAGCUUCAUGGGGUUUAUUUGGUCUUAUGAUGCCACUGUCAAAUAAAGUGUUACCGGUUACAUAGACUUCAUAAUGUUUUGACAUGACACAUUCACCAUUCACUGCGUUACGCCUUCCCGAAGGGGGCCGUCCAACACACCGCUUCAUUAAUUAGCAGUCUGUCACAUGCAGCAAUCUACCGCCGGAUUUAGGUUGAAAAAGUACGAAAGUUGUACUGCAUAGAAACAGGAUGGAUUGUCGCAGAAGUGAUUUGUUCCAGGAUUCAAGGGAAUUAAUAUAUUUUUUGUACCAUACAUGCAUUUUGAAACGUGAAAAAAAAUCAAUGGGAGAAAUUAGCCGCUACAGCAUUGGCAUUAUAGCAUUAUACUUUGCAAUACUUACGUAAAAUAAAUGCUACGAGCACGUUUUUUUUUUUUUUUUUUUUUUUUUUUUUUUGCUUUUAACUAGGAAUCGAGACUCUUUUACGACGUCCAUAUCUAUAAAGAAUUCAGGGAUUUGAGCAUUUAUUCACAAGAAUUUUCAACGUAAAAAGCUCUGUGUUUACAUAUGGCAGCCUCUAAUUUCCUGACUAGCCUCAUAGUUCGCAAUAUUUACCUAAAAGAAAUGCUACCUGCAUGCUUUUUUUUUUUUUUUUGCUUUUAACCAAGAAUCGAGACUUUUGUACUUCCAUAUUUAUAAAGAAUUCAGGGAUUUAAGCAUUUAUUCACAAGAAUUUUCAAUGGAAAAAGCUCUUUGUCUGCUUUGACAGAUAGGCAUCGGCCCCGCGCCCCGUCAAUACAUUAUGAAGUCUAUGCCAGUUAAUAUAUUUUGGUGUAAAUAUCCCAUAAUACGGUGAAGACAUCCGCAGUUAAUAGUUCAGUGCGGUUUAUCAAUGAACAAGUGUCGUUUUUGUGUCAAAUUUAGUGGGUGGCAGCUUAUAGUUAUGGGCGCCUUAUAGUCUGAAAAUUAAGGUACUAUGAUGUAAUUGAGCACAGUAUUAUGUGUGUCAUUUAAUGUCAUGUGCAUGUUGAAAUGUUGUGCAGUAAUACAAGUACAGUGUAUAAUGCUAUA